Molecule: messenger RNA, 4149 nt
Organism: Mirounga angustirostris (Northern elephant seal)
Lineage: Eukaryota; Metazoa; Chordata; Mammalia; Carnivora; Phocidae
Product: disintegrin and metalloproteinase domain-containing protein 32-like
Exons: 24
Coding region: 1633-3951 (772 amino acids)
Biological process (GO): binding of sperm to zona pellucida; cell adhesion; male gonad development
Cellular component (GO): plasma membrane
Molecular function (GO): metalloendopeptidase activity
Source: RefSeq, a predicted model, not a curated record
ACAUUUUAAUAAUUAGAUCAAUUAUAUAUAACUUUGAUAUCACUGUUGGACCAUAGGUUCACAAAAUUACCUUGCUCAGGAUAUUGCAUUUUCCCUUUCUCUCAAGCAGAUGCCUGGGUCUCUAACCAGAUAGUUAAGCACAGUCCAGGUUUUCAAACCACAAAUCAGAUUUUACUAAAUUCCAUAAAUGUUUACUGAAACUCUACCAUCUUGCAGGUAUCAUUAGGCACUGUGAUAUGUAAGUUCUGGAUGGUACAUCUAACUCCUGUUAUGGAGAGAACUAAAUACACAAGAAUAAUAUAAAGUCUGCUUAAAGGUUGAAGAAGAGAAACAAUAAAUAAACCAGGAUUUCAUUCAAAAUACUUCCCACUAAUUUACAAGUCUAAGUACUUACUGUAGUUAUUUUCCUAAUACUACGAAGCAAGAUGAAACCAGCUUUUGGCUCAACUACUGCUUAGAAACAGUGUUCGUCUAGCAUUGGCUGUUCUGUUGGGAUACAAGCUGGGUGUAGAUUUUUUUUGCCUUGUUUUUGCUCAUGCUAAUCCUUUUUAGGCUUAGACGGUCCUGUUGAAAUCCUUUGCAUCAGUAAAAUCGCAUCUCAACUGUCAGUUUAGAUGGGGUGAUUCCCUAAGUGAGCUUUUCUGUGUUCCCACCCAGCCUUUCAGUUUGUGCGUCUGCCUUUCUGUUAAUUAGUAUGAUCGAUUAAUUCAUUCUUUGGGAUUUCAAAAGAAUUAAAAAGGUAGUGCAUAUAGGUGGAGACUGGAGGUGAGGCCGAGAGGGAGGAGGCAUUGCAGUCCCAGGGAAUAAGGCGAUGUUUAUUCAGAAAGACCAGAAGUCAGAGUGGCCAAAGGAUUGCGGAUAGGAGAAAAUGGGUGGCAGCUUGGGCUUGGAAUUUAGAAAAUUUUUCUACUGGAACAUACGUACUGGAAUUCUGGGUAAGAGUCUUCUCCAUAUCAUUCACUACAUAAAUGAAUAAGUAUUCACCGUACUGAGAAGGUAUUGAACAAGAGAAUGAUAUCACAUGAAUUCUAGCCAAGGGCUUGUGAAGAACCAGACUGAUUGGAGGAAAAGUAGACACAGCCUGAUUACUCCGUGCAUUUGAGCCGUAGGUAUGGGGGAAAAAAACAAAAACCAAAACCCACAGCAGACUCUCUUCAAAGAUACAAAGUCUCACUUUUCCCCUUUUUGGAAUCUUUUUCACACAUCUGGCUAUUUUUAUUUUUAGAAACCCAGCUUUAGUAAAUAAUGAGUGUGUGCGUGCGUGUAGUUUUAAAUUCAGAAAGUAUUGCACGAUCGUCUUUUAGAACACCUGGAAGUGUGUGCUACAAAACAGCCUACAAUAAAUGCGUUAGUUCUUCCAGGUCCGUCAACACGAAAGGUUGGUGGGGGACCGCAGCUGCGACGGCACGGGUGGCUGGAUAACCCCACCUGAGCCGCGGGCUCUCUCGGCCGGGCACGCGGGAUUUAGGCUGCGCGCACGGUGGGCGCUCCCUGCGGGCGACUAGCAUUCGGGGCGCGGCCUCGCGAGACCGCCGCCCACGAGCGCGCGCGGGUGAGCGGCGGCCGAGGCGUCCUUCGAGCGCUCUCAACGGCCGCCGGCUCAGUCCACUCUCGGAGCCCAGAAGCCACACCAUGCUCCGCCUGAGGCUGCUGCUGCUCGCUGGGCUCGGUGGCUUGCUGGCGUCAGGACCGGGUUCUCAAAAUUCAUUUCUACAAAUUGUAGUUCCAGAGAAAAUCCAAGCAAAUACAAGUGAUAAUUCAGAAGCAGACAAUGAACAGAUAUCCUAUACUAUUGUAAUAGAUGAGAAGCCAUACACUGUACACCUUAAGCAAAGUUUUUUUUUAGCACAUAAUUUUAUGCUUUAUUUGUAUAAUCAAGGAUCUGUGAAUUCUCAUCCUUCAGAUAUUCAGGCUCAGUGCUACUACCAGGGGCAUAUUGAAGGACAUCCGAACUCUGUUGUCACACUCAGCACGUGCUCUGGAUUGAGAGGAAUACUGCAAUUUGAAAAUAUUUCUUAUGGAAUCGAGCCUCUGGAAUCUGCAAUUGAAUUUCAACAUCUUCUUUAUAAAUUAAGGAGUAGAAACAGUGAACUUGAAGAUCUUACUGAAGAUAACCAAGGCAUAGAACAAAACCCAGUGGACUAUAACAUUUUUAUAAGUGAAAAGUCAGAAUCAGCUGUUCCAGAUUUAAUUCCUCUUUAUCUAGAAAUGUAUAUUGUGGUGGAUAAAGCUUUGUAUGAUUACUUGGGCUCUGAUAGCAUGAUAGUAACAAAUAAAGUCAUCGAAACUAUUGGCCUUGUAAAUUCGAUGUUUGCCCAAUUUAAAGUUACUGUUGUGCUGUCAUCGUUGGAGAUGUGGUCAGAUAAAAAUAAGAUUUCUACAGUUGGUGAGGCAGAUGAAGUAUUGCGUAGAUUUUUAGAAUGGAAAAAGUUCUAUCUUACUCUGAGGCCUCAUGAUAUUGCAUAUUUAUUCAUCUAUAGCGAUCAUCCAGAUUAUGUGGGAGCCACAGUUCCUGGAAAGAUGUGUGUUACCCAUUAUUCUGCUGGAAUUGCUUUGUACCCCAAGGAGAUAACUUUGGAGGCAUUUUCCAUUAUUGUUACGCAGAUGCUUGGACUCAGUCUGGGAAUAUCCUAUGAUGACACAACGAAAUGUCGCUGUUCAGGAGCCAUUUGUAUAAUGAAUCCAGAAGCUAUGCGAUCAAGUGGUAUGAAGACGUUUAGCAGUUGCAGUUUGAGUGACUUUGAAAAUUUCAUUUCAAAUAUGGGUGCCAGAUGUCUUCAGAAUAAGCCACAAAUGCGAAGAACCAUGGUAGCAAUCUGUGGCAAUGGCAAAGUGGAGCUAGGUGAAGCGUGUGACUGUGGUACUGAGGAACAAUGUGGAGCUGCUCCCUGUUGUAAUUUUCGUACUUGUACACUGAAACCAGGAUCACAGUGUGAUGCAGGAUUAUGCUGCAGGGACUGUCAAAUUGAAAGAGCAGGUGUUCAGUGUAGGGGAGCAAAACAUCAUGAAUGUGAUAUUGCUGAAUUUUGUGAUGGAAGCUCACCGCAGUGUCCAUAUGAUGUAACUAUACAGAAUGGACAUGUAUGUAAAGAAAAAUAUAUGUGUUAUGAUGGAGGCUGCCAGGAUCCAGAUGCACGUUGUGAGAUCACAUUUGGAAAAGGUUCAAAAAAUGCACCAUUUGCCUGCUAUGAAGAAGUACACUCUCAAGGUGAUAGGUUUGGGAACUGUGGUCAUAAAAGAGGCAGUUAUCAAUACUGUCUAUGGAGGAAUCUUCAAUGUGGAAGAUUAGUUUGUACUUAUCCUACUCGAAUUCCUUUUUACAGAGAAAAUGGUGCUGUGAUUUAUGCUUUUGUACGAAAUGAUUUAUGUGUAUCUGUAUUCUACAAAUCGGCUCAAUCACGAGAAGAUCCAAUGGUAGUCUUAAGUGGCUCUCCUUGUGACAUAGGGAGGGUAUGUAUAAAUGGUGAAUGUGUAGAAUCAAGGAUCCUUAUGGGUUAUUCAAACCUUUGUUCACAGCAGUGCAGAGGACAUGGAGUAUGCACUUCCAAUGAAACGUGCCAUUGUUUUGAUGGCUACCAGCCUCCAUAUUGCGAAAGACGUGGCAGAGAAGUUUCUAGUUUGUCUGGGAAACAGGGUUUAACCAUGGAAAGAACUCUUAGGAAGGCUGAAAAGAACCGAUGGCUUCUAGGUUUCUACAUUGCUUUACCUGUUAUCAUCAUAGCAACCAUAAUAGCUGUUUCGUGGCAUAGUUCGACCAAGUGGUUUGUCAAGGAAGAGGAAUCCCUAAGUAGCAACUCAGAAGGCAGCACUCACACAUUUGCUAGCAGAUCCAGAUCGGAAAGCAGCAGCCAAACAGAUAUAGUCAGAUCGAGGUCAGAAAGUAGUGCUCAAACAUAUACCAGCAGAUCCAAAUCACAGGAAAGCACCCAAACACAUAUCAGUAGUAACUAAUAAUUCCUUCAGAGGACAAUGGAUAUUACAGAGUGUCUCACUGAAAUGAGAAUUCCACCUUUCCUCCCUUGGUCACAGUCAAAGGAAACAAUAAACCAAGUGUGGAACUAUUUGCAUGUGCAUCUGUAUUUCUUCCUCUACCCCUGAGGCUUCAGUUCUGUCAUUUCAGGGCCCUUAACUGAAGAUAGCUCAGCUCAA